Molecule: messenger RNA, 1926 nt
Organism: Agelaius phoeniceus (red-winged blackbird)
Lineage: Eukaryota; Metazoa; Chordata; Aves; Passeriformes; Icteridae
Product: putative G-protein coupled receptor
Biological process (GO): G protein-coupled receptor signaling pathway
Cellular component (GO): signaling receptor complex; plasma membrane; endosome
Molecular function (GO): G protein-coupled receptor activity
Source: RefSeq, a predicted model, not a curated record
AGCAACACCAGCAAGCAGGACCCCAGUGAGGAGAGGAGCAUCGCCCAUGUCCCCAGGAGCAAAGGCAAGGAGAAGGUAGCAGCCAUGGUUGUGGUGGGGUUACCCUCUCUGGGACACAGGAGAAGAGCCCUUGCUGCCCAGGCACCAGAGCUGCUGGCUUAGCCCUGGAGGGGGAUGCCGAGCUGGACGGGGUCAAACACCACGGACAGCCUAGAGCUGCUCUCCAUCCCCGAGCACUCCAUUGGCCAGGAGGUGGUGGGCCUCUUCUGCAUGAUCCUGCUCACCCUCACCGCCCUGGUGGCCAACAUCGUGGUGAUGGUCAUCAUCCUCAAAACGCCCCUUUUCAGGAAGUUCAUCUUUGUCUGCCACCUCUGCGUGGUCAAUCUCCUCUCAGCCAUUUUCCUCAUGCCCCUGGGGAUCAUCUCCAGCUCCUCCUGUUUCAACUGGGUUAUCUACAGCAUUGCUGAGUGCAAGGCCGUGAUAUUCCUGAACAUCUGCUUCAUCAGUGCCUCCAUUCUCACCAUCUGUAUCAUCAGCGUGGAGCGGUACUACUACAUCGUCCACCCCCUGAGGUAUGAGGUUAAGAUGACCAUCAGGCUGGCAGUGGCUGGAGUGGUUUUCAUUUGGGUCAAGUCUGUUCUCAUCACUAUCUUGGCACUAGUGGCAUGGCCUCAUGGCAACGGGGCCACCAGUGCCAGCCGCUGCACGGUCUACUGGAGCCCCGGGGCCCACAAGAAAGUUUUUGUGAUCCUCUUCAGCAUCACCUGCUUUAUUCUGCCCACCAUCAUUAUCCUCGCUGUCUACUCCAGCAUCUACCGUGUGGCCCGGACUGCGUCCCUGCAGCAGGCACCUGUGCCAGCACAGGCAGUGGCACCCAGACACCGAUGUGACUCCAUCGCCAGCCAGGUGACCAUCCUCACUGCCAGGAUCCUGAUGCUGCCCAGGCUGAUCCCAGAUCGCCUUCUGGGAAGCAACAAGGCCAUCCUCACCUUGGUCCUCAUUGUGGGACAGUUCUUGUGCUGCUGGCUGCCAUUCUUUGCUUUCCACUUGCACUCCUCUGUCCCUCUUGCCACUGUGGGCGGUGGGCACGGGGAGAUGGUGGUCACCUGGAUUGCCUACUCCUCCUUUGCUGUUAAUCCUUUCUUCUAUGGGUUGCUGAACCGCCAAAUCCGCGAGGAGCUGGCCCGGCUCCGGCGCAGCUGUCUCAACCAUCCACUUGGUCAGGAGCUCUGUCUUUCCAUCUCAGAGGCUUCUGUUCAGGAAAACUUCUUGCAGUUCCUUCAGAGAGCAACUUGCACACUGGAAACCCACACCAGCUGCAUCAGCCCCAGCCCCAGGAACAGACUGGACCAGACCACAACAAGCUUCCCCACCCCAGGUCAAGUUCCUGAAGAGAGCAGCUGAGAAGGAGGAUCUGUCCUACGGUGCUGGGCAGGAGACCUGCCAGUGACCCGUGAGACCUGCUUGGACCCAAUCUCUUGGAUUUGGAGGAGUCCUUGUGCAGGUUUUGCCUCCUCUCUGAGCUUAUGUUAAAAGAUGUUUUCUCCGCUGGGAGAAGGUAGCAGAUCUGAGGAAGUCACAUCUCUCUUCUGCAGGCUGGAAUUGUCCCUGUCUCCACCAGCACAGCCCAGUUCCAGGGAUGGGCUCUCCUCAAGACAUGGGGUGCCAGUGGGAUCCUGCACAGGGGCAGGGGAUGGGGCACCUCUGUCUCCAUUGCUCCAGUGGGAGCGUGCCUGGCCGGCGGGAAGGGCCAAUGUCCCUUGUACUCUAUCCAGGAGCAACAUUCCAGCUAAUGCCACUAACACCAGUAACACCAGGGCCCAGCCCCUGCUGAGCCUGGAUGGCAGACACGGAGACUUCCAUCCUUGGCUGUUUAACCCAAAACUAAUGUCUGUGUGGAGAUUCUGCUCCCUGUGACACUGCUCG